This is a messenger RNA of Macaca mulatta (Rhesus monkey), 4929 nucleotides long. The record is from RefSeq and is a predicted model, not a curated record. Lineage: Eukaryota; Metazoa; Chordata; Mammalia; Primates; Cercopithecidae.
GAUUUGGCGGCUGGAGCCCUGCGCAGGAGCUGUAGGCAAGAGUGGGCUCCAGUCCCUCCUUAACCCUGCCGGUUGGGUGGGGUGCCCGAGUCCGCACUGAUGACCCCUCCAGCCUGAGCUUUUGAGGGUGACGGGACUGUGGAAAGAUCCGCGCUGGAGCGGAGCGCGCACCCGUGGGCUCCUUGCAGCGGUGGCUGUGCCCUGGUGGCGCGAGGGCGUGAGUGCGCGCGACUCCCCGGCUUUCGCGGGUUUCCCCACCCCUUGCGCAGGGAAGAAGAGCCUAGUCCUACGUCCCCCUGGCUCUCCCCACACACAUCUCCUUGGAGCUCCUUUUGGGUUUGCUCCGGCUUCUGGUCUUGAGCGUCCUGGACUGUUUCCCGUGGAGGCAGCGCUGGGCAGAACGCCCUCGGAGCCGCUGGCGCCGGCCGGGUUCCCUCCGGGGUCCCAGCAGCUGCUUCUCCUUCUCCAGCUCAGGGCUGCGGAUUUUACCGCCCCUGCACAGAAGCCUGCAGCGUGGAGGCUCCCCUCGCGCUCGCCCAGACUCGGCUGCAGAAGGAGGACCCACCUCGCGUCUCCUGCAAGGCGCGCACCUCCGCCGCCACCCUCCACACGCCUAGGAAGUUUUGAAGGUAGAGAAUCUGGGCCCCUCAACUUCCUCUGGACAUGAAUCAAACCGCAGGAGUCUCCAACAGCGUCAGGUGUCCCCCGGGGAAAGGCCACAAGGAACUGGUGGGGAGUAACCCUCCACAGAGGAAUUGGAAAGGAAUAGCGAUUGCACUGCUUGUCAUUCUGGUCAUCUGCUCCUUGAUCGUCACCUCGGUCAUACUUCUGACACCAGCGGAAGAUAACAGUCUGUCUCAAAAGAAGAAGGUCACUGUGGAAGAUCUCUUCAGUGAAGACUUCAAAAUUCAUGACCCUGAGGCUAAGUGGAUAAGUGAUACAGAAUUCAUCUACAGAGAACAGAAGGGAACAGUGAGACUGUGGAAUGUUGAAACAAAUACUUCUACUGUCUUAAUAGAAGGCAAAAAAAUUGAAUCAUUAAGAGCCAUCAAAUAUGAAAUAUCUCCGGAUAGAGAGUAUGCACUUUUUUCAUACAAUGUGGAACCAAUAUAUCAACACUCCUAUAGUGGAUAUUAUGUCCUGAGCAAAAUUCCUCAUGGGGAUCCUCAAAGUCUGGACCCACCAGAAGUCAGCAAUGCAAAACUUCAGUAUGCAGGAUGGGGCCCUAAAGGCCAACAGCUGAUAUUUAUUUUUGAAAACAAUAUCUACUACUGUGCACAUGUCGGGAAACAGGCCAUCCGCGUGGUCUCCACUGGGAAGGAAGGUGUGAUUUACAACGGCCUCAGUGACUGGCUAUAUGAAGAGGAGAUUUUGAAGACACACAUCGCACAUUGGUGGUCUCCGGACGGCACGAGACUCGCCUACGCCACCAUCAAUGAUUCCCGUGUCCCUCUCAUGGAGCUCCCAACUUACACCGGCUCCGUCUACCCCACCGUGAAGCCCUACCACUAUCCCAAGGCUGGAAGUGAGAACCCCAGCAUUUCCCUACACGUUAUUGGCUUAAAUGGACCCACCCAUGAUCUGGAGAUGAUGCCACCUGAUGAUCCACGGAUGAGGGAGUACUACAUCACCAUGGUGAAGUGGGCCACCAGCACCAAGGUCGCCGUGACCUGGCUGAACCGGGCGCAGAACGUGUCCAUCCUCACCCUCUGCGACGCCACCACGGGGGUCUGCACAAAGAAACACGAGGAUGAAAGUGAGGCCUGGCUCCACAGACAGAAUGAAGAACCCGUGUUCUCCAAGGAUGGCCGAAAGUUUUUCUUCAUCAGAGCGAUCCCCCAGGGAGGACGAGGAAAAUUCUAUCACAUCACAGUGUCCUCGUCCCAGCCCAACAGCAGCAACGACAACAUCCAGUCCAUCACCUCCGGGGACUGGGACGUGACCAAGAUCCUCGCCUACGACGAGAAGGGGAAUAAGAUCUACUUCCUGAGCACGGAGGACCUGCCUCGGAGACGACAGCUCUACAGUGCCAACACGGUGGGUAACUUCAACAGGCAGUGCCUCUCCUGCGACCUGGUUGAGAACUGCACCUACUUCAGCGCUUCCUUCAGCCACAGCAUGGACUUCUUCCUGCUCAAGUGCGAAGCAUGUGAAUCAGGAUCGAAUGAAUACAAGCAACCUGAUUUAAUAAAUAAAGGUCCUGGUAUUCCUAUGGUGACGGUGCACAACACAACAGAUAAGAAAAAAAUGUUUGACCUAGAAACAAAUGAACAUGUCAAGAAGGCCAUAAAUGACCGACAGAUGCCUAAAGUGGAAUACAGGAACAUCGAGAUUGAUGAUUAUAACCUGCCCAUGCAGAUCCUGAAGCCAGCAACCUUCACCGACACCACCCACUACCCUCUACUCCUGGUGGUGGAUGGCACCCCAGGGAGCCAGAGCGUGUCUGAGAAGUUCGAGGUGAGCUGGGAGACGGUGAUGGUGAGCAGCCACGGCGCGGUGGUGGUAAAGUGUGACGGCCGCGGCAGCGGCUUCCAAGGGACCAAGCUCCUGCACGAAGUGAGGCGGCGGCUAGGCUUGCUGGAGGAGAAGGACCAGAUGGAGGCCGUGCGGACGAUGCUGAAGGAGCAGUACAUCGACAGGACGCGCGUGGCCGUGUUUGGGAAGGAUUACGGUGGCUACCUGAGCACCUACAUCCUCCCAGCGAAGGGAGAAAAUCAAGGCCAGACGUUCACCUGCGGCUCUGCUCUCUCUCCAAUAACAGACUUCAAACUCUACGCCUCCGCAUUUUCCGAGAGGUACUUGGGCCUCCACGGACUUGACAACAGAGCGUACGAGAUGACCAAGGUAGCCCAUCGAGUCUCCGCGCUGGAAGAACAGCAGUUCCUGAUCAUUCAUCCCACUGCUGAUGAAAAAAUUCAUUUCCAGCACACAGCAGAACUCAUUACACAACUAAUUAGGGGAAAGGCUAAUUACAGCUUACAGAUUUACCCCGACGAAAGCCAUUACUUUCACAGCGCCAGCCUCAAACAGCAUCUGUACCGGUCCAUCAUCAACUUCUUCGUGGAAUGCUUCAGGAUCCAGGACAAACUGCCCACAGUCACAGCGAAAGAGGACGAGGAGGACGACUAACCUCAGGUCGCUCUAAGCACAAACGUGGCUCUUUCUACAACCAGAUGCAACUGAGGGAUUUCCCUGCCCUCCCUCUUCCCUGGGAGGGGAGGGGCGGGGCGGGGCGGGGCGGGGCCGGGUGUGCCACAGCAUGUGUGUCUCGGAUGCAGUUUUGCUUGGGAAACAAGCUCCUUCCCCGGGGUCCUCGCUCGCGGCCUCCAUCGCACCAGGGACAACUCCGUCCCCGCAGCAGCGCCUCCUGCUGGCGCCCGAGAGACCGGCACGCCGUGGCCCCUCCCCCAAGGAACCGAGCAAAGGAUGGUGGCGCCAAAGCCCGCGCGAGCCCACAGAACACCGGCCCCUAGAUUCCAGCCACCCGGCGGAAGCAUGAGACCCGCCCACGAGCCUCUGUGUUCCCGUUCGCAGCAUCACACCCUGUCUCAUGUCACAGUGCCACGGACACAGCAGUUACAGCACAAUCGUUUAGCAGUGCGCGUUCAUAGAUGGGCUUGCUACGUCCUGUCAUUAGGACAUCCAACAUCGUGAGGGGCUACAAGGAAACCCUUUUCUGUACAAAGUCUUACUGUAGCUACGCUAAUGGUUAGCCUGAUAGAAUUAACUCGUAUUUUUCUAUGGUUUUAACCUGAUGCUCCAGUGUCUCCGUCGCGGGGUGGUUUUGCUGUUUUGGGUUUGGCUUUGUUUCGCUCUCCUUUCUCCAGUCCACGUGUAAACUUUCCGCUUGUUUGGAUGAAGAAGCAGAUCAGAAGUAACUGUUCCCUCCUCAAGGCUGUCUUCAGAGGUCUUGGAGACGCUCCUAAACACUGAGGGGGAGGACAGCCAGUAGUACCCAUUAAAAGAAAUACGUAAAUAAAACCUGUCUCCCACUGAGCUGUGCUAGGGCUUGGCUGUAGAUGUGCACUGUCUAUUUACAUCCGUCCUUACAACCAUCCUUGUCCUCCUUGGUACGGUAUCAAGCUUUUUCCCAUGACAUUUGGUUAAAAAACAAAACAAAACAGAAAAAAGACGAAGGGUCAACUCCACCCCCAGGUCUGCUGUGUGUGCUCGGGCCACGGGAGUCCUGAGGGUUCUGUGGGCCUGCGCGCUUCCCUCUCCCAUCGUCGGGGGAGGCUCCGUGACCUUCCUGCCACGAGCAGGAGGUUGAUGAAGUGCUAUGUUAGCCUUGUAAGAUACACUCCCACCAAAUGUGCGGCCGGUGUUCCCAGUGUAUAUUUCGUUCUGUUGUAUAUAAAGGAAGCAACGUGUGUCAGACCUCUGUGCGGUCAACCCAACCUCCUCCCGCCAGUGCUAACCCCGUGUUGAGCCUGCAUGCUGACACUCUGGCUGAUCUGGACUCUAGAAGUGCUAGUUUGAAAUAUAUCCAUUACUGUCAUUUCCUUUUGAGCUUGUGGACAAGCUGAAUGUCAGGACUGACUUCUCCAGCUCCCAGCCCUGCGGGGGUGUCCUUGGCAUCCUGUCAGCAGAGGAGAUGCAUCCCUGUUGCAUUUUGGCAUUUGGGGUUUUGGGUUUAUCCACACGAGCUCUGAACGUCCGUUAUAGUUGGGGUGAUUGGAGGAUCUCUGUCACCGGGUGUUUUAAAGGUGAGUCACCACCAUUUGUGAAAGGACCAAUGUGCUGACAAAAGGACCGAUCCGAGUGCUACGUGACUGUGCGUUUGCUAUUUCAAUGGGCCUGAACGACUACAAAGCCAGCUCGGUCUGGAAGGGGAAGCCAGCUCUGGCCACGACACCUGGUCGGAGGGACGUGGGGAUGUGGCAUGGUAGCGUCUGUUCAUCCAUGGAAUAAAACAUUAUUUUACCACUC